GGGCGCGUUGACGGCCGAAGGGCGGGGCGGGGAGCGUGCGCGCGGCUCUCGCGAGAGCUGCCGCGGGUAUUCGCGCGGUGCGCGGCAGGAGCGGCCCUUUCUGCCGGCCCGGCCAUCUUGGCGGCGCGUCUGUGGUACCGCCAGACCCCGCGCCAGGCAGCACCAUGGUGGCCGCGAAGAAGACGAAAAAGUCCCUGGAGUCCAUAAACUCAAGACUUCAGCUGGUUAUGAAAAGUGGCAAAUACGUGCUCGGAUACAAACAGACUCUGAAGAUGAUCCGGCAGGGCAAAGCCAAGUUGGUCAUCCUCGCCAACAACUGUCCUGCUUUGAGAAAAUCGGAGAUUGAGUACUAUGCCAUGCUUGCCAAGACUGGCGUCCACCAUUACAGUGGCAACAACAUUGAAUUGGGCACAGCAUGUGGAAAAUACUACAGAGUGUGCACACUGGCCAUCAUCGACCCAGGUGACUCUGACAUCAUUAGAAGCAUGCCAGAACAAACCAGUGAGAAGUAAAUGCUGUAAAGGUGUUAUUUCUACAAUAAAACUGGUUACAGAUAUCUUUUAAGAAAAAUUUCUAUUAUACCUUUUUUGGUUUUGGGAACAAACUAUAUAAAUGAAGAUUCAUUACCA
Messenger RNA from Neopelma chrysocephalum (saffron-crested tyrant-manakin), 629 nucleotides. RefSeq names its product ribosomal protein L30 (gene RPL30). The transcript has 5 exons. Gene Ontology annotation, molecular function: RNA binding; structural constituent of ribosome. The coding region runs from base 165 to 512 and encodes 115 amino acids. Gene Ontology annotation, cellular component: cytosolic large ribosomal subunit. NCBI's taxonomy places the organism in Eukaryota, Metazoa, Chordata, Aves, Passeriformes, Pipridae. The record is from RefSeq and is a predicted model, not a curated record.